AUGGUCGUAUGUGCUGUGCAUAAAGGUGAAGAGAAACAUAUUGAGCAAAACCGUGUAGUUGUUGAGUUGGGAGUGCGAACUAAUCGUGCCAAGCGCUUAGCACAGCUGCCGAGUGUUGGUGAGGAAUCCAACCCAUAUCCACAACGCAUCGCUCGUGAAUCCGAAGCAUACGAGAUAGGAACUUAA
Molecule: messenger RNA, 186 nt
Organism: Penicillium coprophilum
Lineage: Eukaryota; Fungi; Ascomycota; Eurotiomycetes; Eurotiales; Aspergillaceae
Source: RefSeq, a predicted model, not a curated record